Molecule: messenger RNA, 4707 nt
Organism: Dothidotthia symphoricarpi CBS 119687
Lineage: Eukaryota; Fungi; Ascomycota; Dothideomycetes; Pleosporales; Dothidotthiaceae
Exons: 4
Coding region: 366-4412 (1348 amino acids)
Source: RefSeq, a predicted model, not a curated record
GUUAAUUUCCUGCGUGGAGCGUGCUUCCAAACAAGCAGGCUGAUGUUGUGUCGUGUCCCCGCGAGGGAGACGCCGUCACAUUACCGGAGCUGUCUAUGAAACGCCACCACAACGACUCAGCUGCGCAACUUGGCCUGCCACGACUCUCUCGGAACCCACACGCUCGCCGCGACAACGGUUCCUGGGAAGCUUGUGUAUCAGGCGCAAAACAGAAAAAGCAGCCACAGUGGUGCUAGAGGGCGUAAAAGAGAAGGAACGACCCCACCAACAACAGUCGGUUCGCACAUCGCCGCCCAGCUGGACAUGCGCCCAACGGCUACGUUUCUCCCACCGACCCACGAUUGAAGCCUCACGCUCGUUCUGCAAUGGAUUCUGCCCGCAGCAGCAAGCGACGCAUAAACAGCAUCCAGACACGAGACCGCCUACAACGCCAGGACUCAUCGACUGCCCGCAAUAAGCGUCCCGUCCCCGUCUCUGCCCAAGAUGCGUACCUCUAUGCCCUCCGCGUCGCAUACCUGCACUAUCUGCUGCAGCCGCGCCAGAAGCGACUCCAACAUGUGCCGGCCCCGCCCAAGCCGGCGCAGCGCACGGCAACAGGCGUAGCCGACCUCGUCAAGGACCUCUCCCUCGUCACAAAUUCCAAAAGCAUGCGCUUUCCCCAUGGGUUCAUGGCUGCGCUGGAGAAGCGCUUGACAAAGGUGUUGAUGGGGCAAGAGAAGAUGCCUGAGUUCAAGGACGCGACUGUCAUACGCACGUUCGCCGUCUUUCUGAACGAGUUCAAGGAUCCUCGAAAAGCAAAGAACUUGGAGAAGAACCGAAAUGUCGAGGAGCUGAUUCUCAUCUUCUUCUCCAACGCUACAAAGGAGCUGCAGAAGGGCAAGCCGCCGGGGGACGACAGUUACAAGCUCAUGGUGGAUCGACACGUCGCCCUGUUUCUCCGCCUGAUAAGCGCGAUACUGAAGGAUCACGACUGGCAACGCGACAGGCCGGAGCUGAGUCAGAGACUUGUGACGAUGGAGAAGAAGCUGUUGUUGCACGACCAAGAUCUUGCGUCUGAGAAUCAGCGCAACGGUGGACAGGGCGGGUCGACGAUCGAAGUUGAAGUUCCGCGAACUUACGAAAUCAAAGAUAUGCCACUGGUUCUAACUGUACAACGUAUCUUCUCUGUGUCGUACUCCGCAGUUCAGGCAGACAUCGACCGAUACAAGUCAACUUGGACUCAAAAGGCGGCGUUGCAAGAUCUCAAAACCUACCAAGCUCACCUCACACGUAUGACCAAGCAGACAUUGAAUCGCAAUGACUUUGAUCUAGAUGAGGCAUACGAAGCGUGGAAAAGCCAAGAGAGUCCCGAUUUAUCACAAAUGAUCUUGGCCCUCAUACAAUCUGACCCUAGUCUCGCGAAAACCACAUCGAGUGGCCCCAUGUCGCAAUACAGGUCUAACACGUCUGUCGACUUGGGGUCGGAGAAUGGGGUUUCGCAUAGCUCCGGCCAGUCCUUGGAUUUAAGCGGGUUGAACAUAAACGCCGACAUCGCGGACGACAAUGCAUCAUACGUCUUCAUCCCUCCAGAUCCACGCAUGUACUAUCGUGCUGUCUUCAAGGAGGCUCUGACCUACGAUCUGGCGGAUCCAGAAUUUGUGCCAAGUGACGGGAACAGCUUGUCAUCGAAGCACUCCGCAGAACUUCUGAACGAGAUUGGUCAGAGGUGGAGAUUACCGCAAUCCUCGCGGCAUGUGUUGUUUCUAGAUGUCAUUCGAGAUAGUUACGUUGAUCAAUCCGUUGAUCUAGAUACUCUCGAUCUAGCAUUUAACUUUGUCAAAGAGCCACCGGUAACAGACAAGAAAUCCAACAGGAUGAGUCAAUUUCAGAUGCAGGUUCCGCUCUCCGAUCGUUCGAGAUGGACUGUACACGACUGCGAGCUAUACCAACAAAUACUGACAUCCAUACACGAAACGUUGUUACGUGAGCUCUUCGAACUGAUGAUGUUCGCGUUCGAUAACAAAGCACCCAGCAUUGGUCCUCUCAUGGAGGUUCUAGAUGUUCAUAUUUACAGUGACUCUCUGUUCACUGGGACACCAGAAGAUCUUGAUCAGUUCGCCGAACAGCUGAGGAAAGCUCUUCGACGAAAAUCUAGUGAUGUGUAUACCGAGCUGCUUGCAAAGGAGAUCCCCGACGAUAAAGAAGAGUGGCAAUUCUACCAUGUCAUUCAGCUGGGGAAAGCAGUGGCAAAGUUGUGCGAGAAAAUCCAAAAACGAUACCGCAAAAUGCCACCAAUCAUGGGCGUCGAACCUUUAUCGUGUCUUGUCGAACAGAUGCUUCCAGCCUACGCCGCGGACGCGAGAGACCUUGUAGCGCGUAUCAUGGACGUGGCUCAGAGCAAAGACGAACAUGUGCCUAUUGAUGAUGGAUUCGAUUUGUAUAAAGAGAUGGUCGAAAUUCGCAGAAUACACAACAGUGCGCUACCAGGCCGGAAAUUCGCGUUCAACAUCGAGGACCUUCUCCAAGAUUUCGUGUGGAGGUGGAUCGAGACCACUGAUUCUAAUCUCAUCUCCUGGGUGGAUAACGCUUUCAAAGCGGAUCAGUUCCAGAUUGAAUCCCACAACCCUGUUCCUUCCGACGAUGAGCGUCACAGCAUGUCUGUCGUUGAUAUCUUCCGAUCGUUCAAUCAGAGCAUCGAACAAAUCAUGGACUUGAACUGGGAUCAUGAUGUUCAGUAUGCGAAAUUUAUGACGGCAGCCUCAAAGUCAAUUGGUGUCGCACUUGCCAGAUAUUGCGAACUGGUGGAGACGAAGUUCACCAAGGAGAUGGAUCGCGUGACGCCCGAGCAAGAAGCUGCUGCCAGGCAAACUACACAAGAAAAGUGGCUUUCGCGGGCAAAGGACCUUUACAACCAGAAAGAGAAGGUCGAGCCAUUUCAGUUCUGGCCUGAAUCUCUUGUGAAGCUCAACAAUAUCGAAUAUGCGAUGCUGCAACUGGAUAAGCUCGAGCGCGAGAUCAACGUUGAUGCCUGUGCAGAGGUCAUUCAAAAGCACGCGCCGCCACAAACGCAACGGAUCCGAAACAACAACUUUGUAUUCACCAUCAAGAUCAUUGAAGCGGAGGAUUUGAAGGCAUGCGACCCGAACGGUUUCAGCGAUCCAUAUGUCGUCCUCGGCGACGAAUACCAGAAGCGCCUGGCAAAGACUCGAGUCGUUUACCGUAGUCUGAAUCCAAGAUGGGAUGAAACGAUCGACAUCACUACAAACGGGCCACUUAACAUCGUUGCCACAAUUUGGGACUGGGACACAUUGGGUGAUCACGACUGCGUCGGCCGCACAUCGCUCAAAUUGGAUCCAUCGCACUUCCGAGACUAUAUGCCUCGUGAGUACUGGUUGGAUCUCGACACGCAGGGCCGUUUGCUGUUGCGUGUUAGUAUGGAGGGCGAGCGAGAUGACAUUCAGUUCUACUUUGGCAAGGCGUUCAGAACACUUAAGAGGACUGAACGUGACAUGACGAGACAGAUUACGGACAAGCUUUCCUCAUUCAUCAGCAAUACGCUUUCAAGACAAACAUUGGGACGAUUGCUCAACCGUGGUUAUUCAGUCUCUUCAGUCACGAGCUAUUUCAAAGCCGCUCGACCUCAGUCCGUGGCCGUGGGUAACAUAACGCAAGAGGCGACCGAGGCACUCACACCUCUCUUCGACUACUUUGACGCGAACUUUGCGAUCAUGAAACAGACACUGACCGAUCCCGCAAUGAUCAUGGUCAUGACACGAUUAUGGAAAGAGGCCUUGUCGACAAUAGAGUCACUGCUGGUCCCGCCACUCUCCGACAAAUUAUCCCAGCAGAGACCCUUAUCACAGCAAGAACUUGACAUCGUGUUCAAAUGGCUCAAGCUGCUAUUUGACUUCUUCCACGCCGCAGAUGAAGACGGGAAUGUUGAAGGUGUCCCCAUGGACGUCCUCAAAUCGUCCAAAUACCACGAGCUCCAGAACCUCAACUUCUUCUACUUCGAACCCACGGAGGAGCUCAUCCGCACUUCAGAGACUAUGGCUGCGGCCAGCACCCGCAGGCAACAGGAACAAGUUGCUCGUAUGAACCGGCAGUCUGCACCGCCGUCUCUCGGCCAUCAAUUCGGUGGUGCGGCGGGAUUGGUGGGUAUGCCGACGAGGAAACACAAGACCAUCAUGCUGAGCAGGAACCUGGGCACGAUGAAGAAGGCAAAGGAGGAGAAGAGGAAAGAGGCGCAGGCUGAGCCGAACGAUGAUAUGAUUCUCAGGAUCUUGCGCAUGAGGGUUGAUGCUGAGAGGUAUCUCAAAGACAGGAGCAGACAAAAGGAGCGACUCGCUGCCGCGCAGGCUGCGGAGAUGAUUGUGCGCCAGAGUCUCAAUGCCGGAGGUGGACGCAUGACGGGUGGAGCACCGCGACGGUAAACCGGGCUCUCGAGUUCUUGAUGAAUGGCUGGUUUGUGUGCAUUUCUCUUCAGUCUGAUACCUUUUUUUUCUGUUCAAUCGCUUUCUGCUUUCAGCGAGGGUGAGGUGGCGUUUACUUCGUCGGGGGUAAUAUAUGGGCUGGUAGCUUUUGGGCUCGCGCUGGUGUGUGGCGUUCUUAUGAGGGCGGUGAUGCGGGUUGGAAUGAGCUAGGUAGAUCAUAUGAUUGAUGUUCUCUCGGGGUAGUGCGUUGUGCAUGGCGGGUAGGCGUAUAGUAAAGUUGGCUCUUGUUCUAAGC